UAGCGGAAGUCAAGGGACCGGGCCCGGGGGACCUGCCACCGCUGCUGUCCGCUCCGCCGUUUGCUCCGAGCCCAGCCCCGUCAGCCUGGCCCAUGGCCACCUACCCUUAUCGAGCGGGGCCCGGGGGCGGCCCUGGCCCCGGCGCCGCUGCUGCCCUCCCGGACCAGAGCUUCUUGUGGAAUGUCUUCCAGCGGGUUGAUAAAGACAGGAGUGGCGUAAUAUCUGACAAUGAACUUCAACAGGCACUGUCCAAUGGCACAUGGACUCCCUUUAAUCCAGUAACUGUCAGGUCAAUCAUAUCCAUGUUUGACCGAGAAAAUAAAGCUGGAGUGAACUUCAGUGAAUUCACCGGAGUCUGGAAAUAUAUCACAGAUUGGCAGACUGUCUUUCGAACAUACGAUAGAGACAAUUCUGGGAUGAUUGACAAAAAUGAACUAAAGCAAGCAUUAUCAGACGACAGGUGUGACCUGGCCUUGCAAAGAUUCGAACAAGACUCAAAGUCAAAUGCAGAUGUUUUGGUACCUGGAUUUUGUCUUCUGAAUCUGUAAGAAGUUGACGGUAAUGCCCAUCAUGGGGGCCGGACAGUACAGAAGUAGGGGCAGCUCAGCUGAGAUUGACUCCUGGCUUCACCCAGUAGAUUUCUCGAGGCAGAACAUAGCCAGCACCAUUUUAGCUAGUAAACUUUGCUCCAGCUAAGUUUUCUAUAGCUCUUUGCUGGCUACUUGUUCUAAAUGGGAACGCAAAAAACUUAAAGAUAAUAAUUCUAAGGGGCCUGGGUUGGUGACCCUCCCAGCUGGAAUUUGCCAUUUUUGUGAAUUUACUUUUUUUCCAUCUAUUCAAAUUCCCACUUACUCAACUUUAAAAAAAGGGAAUCCCUUUAUUCAACUUCCUGACUGGGAGUUUGAGUUGCAUGUGUGUGUGUGUGUGUGUGUGUAGCUAGGUGGUGAAGCGCUCAUACUAAAGGGAUCAUCAGAGGGAGGGAUUCUAUUCCCCAGGUAGCAUUAAAUGUAGCCAGUCACUGGUGGAUGAGAUGUUUCUUGCCCAAGGGCUCCAUCCAAUGCAUAGAGCAAUUAAUUGGCACCAGAUUUAAGUCACCAAGUAUUUGCCUAGCUGCAUUAUAUACACAGAAGAUAUCAUCUGGGAUCUUGCUCUGUUCUUCCACUCUCUCUCUCUCCAUGUCUUUGUAGGUGUGGUUCCCCCUAAUUUUUUUUCUUGUCCUGACUAGUUUCUGUUUCUUUGUGAGCGUUGUUUUUGAUUGGUUGUCUCUCGACUUUUUUUUUCCCCCUGCGUCUUCCUCACUUCCAUACAGGGGCAACUCAUUGCUCCUGGUCCUUAAGCAGCCUGAACAAUUAGGAAACUGGAGCAGUUGCCCAGCAUCCACCAGGUCAGGCGCCGAACCCUCCCUUUCUACUUGGACUUUCUUUUGGUUGCCCCCUCACAGUUUGCUUCUCUUUCCUUCGCUUUGUUAUUCCUUUCUGACUCCCCCUGAAACCUGGCCUGACCUGCCACCUUCCCACUUUCUAGGCUCUGCCCUUGAUGGCUAAGGGCCUCCCUUAAGGUUGGUAUGUGGAGUUUUUUUUCUGGAUGUUUUUAGCUCAUACUUAAAGAGUAGGUCUUUUUCCUCUUUCCCUGCCCUGUUUGCCUCAAACUUUCUUUUUUCUCUCUGCCCGUUCCCAGAGUUCCCUGCCCUGAAAGGUUCCCCCAUGCUGUUGAGAGGCAUCUGAACAGAGAGUAAGUUCUGAGUUAAAUUAGACCUCUCUGUAGAGUGACUUUGCAAAGGGGUCUGCUAGGGUCACUGUCAGCAUAGCAUAGUCAUCAUGGCUGGAGCUCCUGGCCUGUUGGUCAAUGCCCCCUUGCAAGCCAUCAUGAUACUGUCACUCAGGAUUAAAUGGAGACAGUCUGAUAUUCAUAGAUAGGCCUGGGGGCAAGAGCUAGAAGUACUUUAAUCGAAAAAGACCCUUCAGGAGGUGCCGAGCCUCCUGCUGGAUCUAGCAGUAUCUCCCUCAACAUGCAACAUGUUUGAUUGCCUCAUAAAACGUGUGCUGCUGGAAACUGGUUUCCGUGUGAAAACUAAAUGACUUAAAGGCACACACCUUGCUUCCUGCCUCAGUGUUUAUUUGGUUUUUCCUUCU
Molecule: messenger RNA, 2132 nt
Organism: Tachyglossus aculeatus (Australian echidna)
Lineage: Eukaryota; Metazoa; Chordata; Mammalia; Monotremata; Tachyglossidae
Gene: PDCD6
Product: programmed cell death 6
Exons: 5
Coding region: 93-548 (151 amino acids)
Molecular function (GO): calcium ion binding
Source: RefSeq, a predicted model, not a curated record